This is a messenger RNA of Talaromyces proteolyticus, 2131 nucleotides long. Its product is annotated as oxidoreductase, FAD-binding protein. Gene Ontology annotation, molecular function: D-lactate dehydrogenase (cytochrome) activity; FAD binding; D-lactate dehydrogenase (NAD+) activity. NCBI's taxonomy places the organism in Eukaryota, Fungi, Ascomycota, Eurotiomycetes, Eurotiales, Trichocomaceae. Gene Ontology annotation, biological process: lactate catabolic process. The transcript has 4 exons. The coding region runs from base 285 to 2042 and encodes 585 amino acids. The record is from RefSeq and is a predicted model, not a curated record. Gene Ontology annotation, cellular component: mitochondrion.
GCCAGAGUAUCAAUUCUCCGGCUAACUCGCACGCUCGGUUCCGGGCAGAUGGAGAAGAAUGAAAAGAUUGAAGACUUCUUCGACCCUCAACUCGGCUUCUCGGCCGACUGUCGCACUGCAUCCCACGCGAUGCCGAAACACAAUUCUGGUGAAGCACGCUAACCCAUCAUACAAGAAGUACCCUCUGCGCUAUUAAUUGCUCAUUUUUUCCUGCAUAGAGAAAAAAGGCCAGUCUUCGAUCGAGACAGCAUUGAGUACAUUGUCGACUACGAAGAGCGCGCGACAUGAAAGCGUCUCUGCCUCUCCGGAGCUUCUCCACACCAUGCCGGAGCCAAUUCCGCCCUGGUUUCUACCGGCGGACACCUUCCUCUUCUCCACGACGAUGGAACAGCACCAACAGCAGUAGUGGUGCAGGCCCUGCAUCUGAUGCUGCUUCUAGCACCAAGGCCUUUUGGACAACCAGCCGUGCUCUGGUUCUAGCUGUUGCGGCAAGCUCUGGUGCUUACGCAUUCGCCAGCACGCGGGGAUCUCUAUCGUCAACAGCGCAAGCAAAAGAAGCCCCACGGUAUGGAGAUAUCAAGCAGUUUGAAAAGGCCAUUGCAGAAUUGCGUACAGAUCUCGGCGAAGACGCUAUUAGCACCGAUGACGACGACCUUCACGACCACGGCUACUCUGAAUGGUCGUCCGUGAACGCAGACCGGCUCCCCGUCGCAAUUGCAUACCCCAAAACUACCGAAGAGGUUUCUAAGAUUGCCAAAGUAUGCCACAAAUACCGAAUGCCCAUGGUGCCAUAUUCUGGCGGAUCAAGCUUGGAGGCCAACUUCUCUGCGCCUUACGGUGGCAUGACGAUCGAUUUUGCCUUUAUGGAUCGCAUUCUGGAGGUACACGAGAACGAUUUGGACGUUGUUGUCCAGCCGUCGAUACAAUGGAUGCACCUUAACAAGGAGCUGGAGAACACCGGUCUCUUCUUUCCAGUAGACCCUGGCCCGUCGGCCAAGAUUGGCGGUAUGGUCGGUACCAACUGCAGCGGCACGAAUGCAGUCCGCUACGGCACGAUGAAGGAUUGGGUAGUCAAUUUGACGGUUGUCUUGGCGGAUGGCCAGAUUAUCAAGACGCGGAGACGUCCUCGCAAGACUUCAGCUGGAUACAACCUGACGGGUAUGUUUGUUGGGUCGGAAGGGACUCUAGGAAUUGUCACCGAGAUUACCCUCAAACUCGCACCUUCCCCGGAGCAAAUGCGUGUAGGUAUUGUGACUUUCCCUUCAAUUCGAGAUGCCGCGUCGGCAGCUAUGCAGGUAACCCGCAGGGCGGUUCCUGUGCAGUCCAUGGAGAUCAUGGAUGAUGUGCAAAUGAAUGUCAUCAACCGUGCUGGAGGUACCGGCCGUGUCUGGAAAGAGCUACCCACACUUUUCUUCAAGUUUUCCGGUACCAAAGCUCAAAUCGAGGACAGUAUAAGGAUAACGAAGGAAAUCGUGAAGAAUAAUAAAUCAACAUCCUUUGAAUUCGCCAAGAAUGAGCAAGAAGGUCAUGUGCUAUGGUCUGCGCGCAAGGAGUCCUUAUGGAGUAUGCUUUCAUUGCGCAAAGAGGGGUCUGAAGUUUGGUCUACAGAUGUCGCAGUGCCCAUUUCUCGACUGCCUGACAUUAUAGAAAAGUCAAAGGAGGAACUCGAUGAUUUGAAGAUUUUCGCUAGUCUACUGGGGCAUAUCGGCGAUGGCAAUUUCCAUACCAGCAUCAUGUACAAUCGAAAGGACCCGGAUGAGAGAGCACGAGUUGAGACUGUCGUCCAUAACAUGGUAAACCGUGCUCUUGAAAUGGAGGGAUCCUGCACAGGUGAGCACGGUAUCGGGCUAGGAAAGAAGGAAUCCCUCGUGAGCGAGCUAGGACCAGACACUAUCAAUGUCAUGAGAAACAUCAAGCGGGCUCUGGAUCCCCACUGGCUGAUGAAUCCAGGCAAGAUUUUCGACUAUUCAACAGACAGUAAACCUACAAGUAUAACCGAUCUCGAGUCAGGUCGUUUAGCUGGCGCACAGAAGAAGGACUAGGAUAGUGAAAUUUUUGGUUGCAUAUAAAAAGAUGGUUCAUGUACAUAUUUGUAAUGAAUAUAUUAUGCUUCAUUCAUAUUGAGUUUAAU